Messenger RNA from Chanos chanos (milkfish), 1133 nucleotides. RefSeq names its product retinol dehydrogenase 7. The record is from RefSeq and is a predicted model, not a curated record. Bases 51 to 1010 code for a protein of 319 amino acids. Gene Ontology annotation, cellular component: intracellular membrane-bounded organelle. Gene Ontology annotation, biological process: steroid metabolic process. NCBI's taxonomy places the organism in Eukaryota, Metazoa, Chordata, Actinopteri, Gonorynchiformes, Chanidae. Gene Ontology annotation, molecular function: oxidoreductase activity. The transcript has 5 exons.
UUCAGUUUUUUCAACUGUCUUCCUGCCCGUCCGCAGAAGAAGUUGCAGUGAUGUGGCUCUACCUGCUAGGCCUGGUGGUUGUGUACUAUGCGUACCGCUGGUUCAAGGAACUCGAAAGAGUUCCAGACCGCGGUAACAAGUACGUCUACAUCACCGGCUGCGAUACGGGAUUCGGGAACCUGCUAGCCCGCCACCUGGACAAGAAGGGUUUCCGCGUGAUAGCGGGAUGCUACACGGAAAAGGGCGAGGAGGACCUGAAGAAAGCUUGCUCCGACCGAGUGACCACCGUCCACCUGGACGUGAGGAGCAGCCAGAGCAUUGACAAGGUGGCCGCGUUCAUCAAGGAGAAAGUGGGAGAGAAAGGUCUGUGGGGAGUGGUCAAUAACGCGGGCGUGUCCAUCCCCUCGGCUCCCUGCGAUUGGCUGAACCUUCAGGACUACACGUCCAUGCUGGAGGUCAACCUAGAGGGAGUUAUAGGCGUGACCCUCAGCGUCCUCCCGCUCAUUAAGAAGGCCAGGGGUCGUAUCGUGAACGUAGCCAGCGUGUGCGGAAGAAUCAGUCCUUUCGGGGGACCCUACUGCGUCUCCAAAUACGGCGUGGAGUCAUUCAACGACACCCUCAGGCUCAGCAUGAAGCCCUUUGGGGUGAAAGUUCUGUGUAUCGAGCCAGGCUUCUUUAAGACUAGUGUGACCGACACCCAGAUUCUGCUACGUAACGUGAAAAUGCUGUGGGAAAGAUUACCACAGGAAACCAGGGACGACUACGGCCACGAUUACCUGGACAAAGUGGAGGUGCUGAUGAAGGAGAAGUUCUCCAACAUGCCUGAUGCUGACCUGAUGAAGGUGGUGAGCUGCAUGGAGCACGCGGUCGCCGCCGUACACCCCCGGAGCCGUUACUCCCCUGGCUGGGACGCCAAAUUAUUCUGGCUCCCUCUCUCCUACGCCCCUGCCUGGCUGUCUGACUACAUGCUGCUUAAGGACAGCGUCAAACCUGCCAAAAUGGUUGCCUAGGCAACACAGGCUCAAACGUACCAUCAGGAAACUCUAUGGGUUGUUUAUUGCAUUUUAAUUAAUGUUAUCAACGUUCAUAUAUACUUUAUGUAGAGAAAGUGUGUGUGUGUGUGUGUGUGUGUG